ACUAAGAACAUCUACUGACCGCAGUCAACUUAAAUGUAGUGCCUAUUAUAGCUGUCGGACAGUCAGAAUAUAAUAGAAACGUAGCCGGUGUUUCUAAGUUUUUUGAUUUUAGUUUUAUUUAACAGCAAUGCUGCAUUUGAAAUUUUGUGGAAUCGUUUAUGUUAAUGAAUGGUUUUAAAAAUCUACACGAUUCCGUAAAUUUUGCCGUAAAAGUGAAUUUUAAAACAUUGAAUAAAAAUGCCGGAAUUCCUUGUUAUACCUAACAAGUACGAAGAGACCAGGUUGUUCAAAGAUUAUAAUAUGAAUAAGGAACAGAUAAAAGUUGAUGUUUCCAAUAUCAGAAAAUGGAUUAUAUCACAACCUCAUUUACCUGAGUUUCCUGAGUCUAAAAAUGAUGAGAUAAAUUUUUGGAUUGAAGGAUUUCUACGGUUGACGAAAAAUAACGCGGAAAAGACAAAAUUAGCAGUAGAUAACCAUUUUCGCUUGAAGACAUUGUUUCCGCAGGUUUAUAGUAUCAAUGAUCUACAAGAUUACGUAGAAAGUGACAUUUAUAAGUAUCUGACAAUGGUAAUGUUACCCAAACACACACCUGACGGUCUGAAAGUUAUGUACUUCGGCUUUGACUCGCAAAACACCCAUUUGUUCCGGCCGAUUGAGAUUUACAAGCGAAUGCGAUUGAUGUUGGAUAUUUACCAGAGGAAAGGUAUCGAUUUCUCUGGUAUCCAUGUUGUGAUCGAUGCCAAGAACAUAACGUUGACACAUAUAAGUCAGUUUGACUUGUUUCAGUUGAAGAAUCUCAUUAAACAUGCACAGAAAGCAUAUCCUCUACGUUUGAAACAUACUCAUAUUAUGUUUCCGCCGAGUUUUAUCGAUUUAGCUAAAAAUAUUAUGAAGCCGUUCGUAUCGAAAAAAAUGUUUACCAGGUUAACUUUCCACAAGAACCUCGAAUCCCUCUGGGAACACAUACCUAGAGAUGUCCUUCCUGAAGAAUAUGGAGGAUAUAAUGGAAAUUUAGAUAUGGUCAGAGCGGAAUGGAAAAUGUUGAUAUUGGAGAACCAAGAAUGGUUUUUGUCAAAUGUAAACUAUAAAUCUGAUGAGUUGAAACGACUGAAAAAUAAGAAAAAAUCUAUUGCCUAUGAAAAAUCAUUUUUUAAAAAUUUGAAUUUUGACUGAACGAUUUUAAGAAUUAUACUGUACAACCAACAUUAUUUUAAGGACCUUCUUUAUAAUAUAUGAUACUUUGUUAUUAUUGUACAUUAUUAUAUGUGAACAAGUUUAUCUUA
Messenger RNA from Sipha flava (yellow sugarcane aphid), 1283 nucleotides. Its product is annotated as alpha-tocopherol transfer protein-like. Gene Ontology annotation, cellular component: membrane. The record is from RefSeq and is a predicted model, not a curated record. Lineage: Eukaryota; Metazoa; Arthropoda; Insecta; Hemiptera; Aphididae. The coding region runs from base 238 to 1173 and encodes 311 amino acids. Gene Ontology annotation, molecular function: phosphatidylinositol bisphosphate binding. The transcript has 8 exons.